GGUUAAGUUACUUGUUGACCUAGAUUAUAUCUAAUGUUUUCUACUACUAACGAUCAACGCCAGCAGCAGCAGCAGCAACACGAAGAAGGACAGCAGCAUCUCCAGCUCCAACAGGGAUUUGGUAUUCUGCAGGCGUCGUCGUCUUCUGACCCUCAACACUAUCAACAAUCUAUUACUGCCACUUCUCCACUGACGACAGCACGCCCAUCACUUACACUCAACUUUGAUGAUGAUAAUGAUCUACUCCAGUCGCCUUGUGACAGUCCUAAGCUCACUCCACCGAGUCCAGCAACAACUGCAUCUACUGGCUUGGAGUGCUCAUCACUGAGUGAUGAUAGUGGAUAUAGCACAAGUGCAAGUAGCAGUAAUUUCUGUAGUCUAAGCCCUCUACCGGCAGCACCUGCGCCUGCAUCUCCAUUAUCAACAACCACCACCUCGGUGGGAGCACUACCGCCACCACCUCCCACAAGUGGACCUACCCGGACUAAAUCUGAGAAACUUGAAGUGGAGAAUGCUGUCUUAACUAACGCAUGUUUAGGCCUCUUAGAGCUGCUUAACAGCCAACGAGGAGCAGGAGGAAGCGGCAAUUCAGAAGCUGCCAAUGCUGCAUAUAAUGCACUGCUUUCCCGUGUGAAUACUAAUUCUGCUAUCCCUACUGCAGCAUGCACGUCAAACAAUGUAUAUACGCCAAGCUUGAGCCCGUGCGAUAGCAUAUCUGCGUCUGCUUUUGCAACGGGUGCUACCGCUACUACUACUACUACUUCCACCACCAAUACUGAUUAUCCUACUAUGUCUACUAACUCCAUUGGUAAUCUCCAAGCGCCACAAUACGGCAGUAUGAUGCCGAACAGUCAUCAGCAGCAGCAGCAGCAGAGCAACAAGCAAGUACAACAACAGCAACCCACUCUCGCUGCGCCCAUGCCGACAUUUACCUUCCCAGGAGCCACUGGUAUCCCGCGAUCAUCGCAAGUGGGGGGUCGAUUGAAUAACCUUGGUAGCAGCAAUGUUGGUACGAAUAUGAGCUGUUAUGGUCGGAGAAAGAGUUAUGGCGCGCCCCCUGGUGUUUGGAGAAAUCCUUAUGGUUAUGUAAGUACUGUAUAUGUAAAUAAGAAAAGAGUUUAUGGCCCGUUGAGGAAGACCAUAGAGGAUGCCUCAAGAGACCGUGAGGCGAUGGUCCAAGCUAAGGAGUAUGUCACAAGUGUUGAAGAGAUGAGAGCUUUCGUGCGUGAGUUCCUUAAACCAAAUCCGCAUGGUGGUGUCGCGGAAUCGGCAGUUCUCCCCAACCUACCGGCUUUGGAAGAAGAAAUGCUAGUUACUCUUUAAUGCUCCUCCUUAACGUUUCUCAUCGUCUCUUCACUAAUUUUGCUAGUUCCACCAUACUUAUAGUACUCCCUAAUGUACUAUUGGUUUCUAC
Perkinsus marinus ATCC 50983 is the source of this 1414-nucleotide messenger RNA. RefSeq lists its product as hypothetical. NCBI's taxonomy places the organism in Eukaryota, Perkinsozoa, Perkinsida, Perkinsidae. The coding region runs from base 34 to 1323 and encodes 429 amino acids. The record is from RefSeq and is a predicted model, not a curated record. The transcript is spliced from 4 exons.